This is a messenger RNA of Portunus trituberculatus (swimming crab), 17516 nucleotides long. Its product is annotated as reelin-like. NCBI's taxonomy places the organism in Eukaryota, Metazoa, Arthropoda, Malacostraca, Decapoda, Portunidae. Gene Ontology annotation, biological process: central nervous system development; neuron migration. Bases 89 to 12460 code for a protein of 4123 amino acids. Gene Ontology annotation, molecular function: lipoprotein particle receptor binding. The transcript has 70 exons. The record is from RefSeq and is a predicted model, not a curated record.
UCCAGUUUGGAGUGUGGUGUUGAUGAAGGAGGAGGUGUGAAACUGUGAGUGGGCAGUUAGUUGCAAGCGACGCUUCCAUAUCGUCGCGAUGCUCUGCUUGAGGUGUUUGGCGGUGGUGGUGGUGGUGGCGGCAGCAGCGGUGCGGUGCGUGGCAUUGAAUGAUGAACCAAGGAUCCCCACGCCGACUCUGACUGGGGGCUUCUUUGGAGGCCCAACGGUGGAGGCUGUUGCUGUACACCCUGAUUCUUUAAACCAAGGCCAAGUUCUGACUAGAGGCUUCUCUGGAGGCAAACUGACGGAAGCAAAUGUUGUUCAACCCGAUCCUGUGGAGGAGGCUGAAGUGAGUGUGGUGGACUUGGGACCGCUGUCCGGGACACACCCCACCGACGCUGGCGGCGAGGCGGCGGGUGGCGUGGCGGCCAGCAGAGGGAGGGACGCGAGCCUCUUCGGUCCCGUGUCCUCGCCAUUUUUCUUCAUGUGCCAGUACCCGCAGACCGGGGAACCUUCAAGCCUGGAGGAGGAGGACGUGACGAUAAAGGUUGAAUUUGCUGGCCGGAAGGACCCAAGAGAUGGUUACGAACCACACUCAGUGUACGAAGUGACAAUCACCUCCAGCGUACUGUUUGACGGUAUCCUGGUGACCGGAGUGCAUGCCUUUACAAAGAAACUCACUGCCGCUCACCACCUCUCUCUGCCCGCCUCCCUACAUGGCGGAGCGCCUGAGGGCCUGGCGUGUGCUGUCCUCCACUCCCACAUCUCCAGACGCCCGCGCUCCCAUCUCUCCUUCCUGUGGAUGGCGCCGCCCUCCGGCACUGGAUGUGUCGCUUUCAUAUCCCAGGGCUCUCUUCAAGGCCAAAUACUCUUCAAAGACUUGAAAAUCUUGGAGGUAUGCGAAAAAGAUGUGGCGGGUCAGUUGCAAAUUCUGGAGUCUCUCUUCACGGGGCGAGACCAGCACGGCUAUGUCUUCAGGGAUGACUUCGAAGGACCCAGCCUGGACACCUCCAUCUGGAAAGAAAUGCGUGGCGGCGCUUUGAGUGGCAGUGAGGCAGCCGGCAGUCAGGGAGCCACUGCAGCUUUCACCGAGCGGGACGCGGCUUGCUCACUUUACAUCCACAUAGGGAGUGUUUGCAGCUCCCAUGGGUAUGUCAUGUCAUCCUCCAGAUAUGUCAUGUCACUCUCCAGAUAUGUCAUGUUACCAUCCAACCAUGUCAUGUCACCCUCCAAUCAUGUCAUUGACCACUUUCCAUCCUGUCACAUCACCCCACAGCCUGUCAUGUCCACCUGCAGCCAUGUCAUGUCAUCCUCUAGCCAUGUUAUCCUUCACCUCUCCUGCCUGUCAUGUCGCCAGCUUCGGUUUGUCCUCAGUUCGGGAUCCUGUCCGGGUGGCGCAGAGGUAGAGCUUCUGUACAGCACCACUGACUCCCAAGAUGAACUGAUUCCUAUGACCCAAGAUGCAAACCAGAAUGAAGAGAGCAGUGGUGAGGCUCCUACACCAGAAAGUGACUCCAAGAUGGCCCAUGUGUUCCCUGACAGUGGGUGCUCUGCUUGGGAGGUUGUUCAUACCUAUAGAGCUGCAGCCAACAGUGAGGUGCACAUUCUGCCAGUGCCACAAAGGUACCAGCAGCGUGGCGUGUGUGUCGGGUGGCGGGCCAUUAUGAAUCCUGACAAUUUGUACUGCUGGGCCUUGGAUGAUGUGGCACUGGUCACUGAUUAUGCCUCCCACCAACCCCUUCAGGAUGACUUUGACCCUGUUGAUCCAGCUAACUGGAUGUUCUUCCCAGGUGCCAGAGUCAAGGAGUGGUGUGGCUCGGAGGGGAACAGUUUGGUGUUUGAGGGUAACUCUGAGAACCGAUGGACCACCACUCGCCUCCUGGACCUUUCAUUUGUACCCCCCUCAGAAGACAUCCUCCUAGAACACACCUUUGGGAAUGACACCCCCAUAGAGUGGGAGGUGACAGGUGGCAGUGUGCAGCUGUGUGAUGGACAAAAGCGGCUGGUGUUUGAAGGGACGCCAGCUAAAGUGUGCACACCCAUGUUGUCUAUCAGAGAUGUGGGUGUGGUUAGCCUGGCCAUGAGCUUAAGGGAGUGUGGGAGAAAUGUGGCUGGACCAUUGGGGGUCAAGGUGUAUUGGGAGGAGCAGCGAGGCCAGUUGGAGGUGAUAGGAGCCAUUAAUGUGACCAGAACCCGCCUGCAGCACACCCUGCCUGUCACUCCUCAGCUCCUGCCUCAGCAUGCCAGGAUAUGUAUGGAGAGCAUGAACAGUGAACUUGGUGGAUGGACAGUGGACACCUUCAGGCUGCUGCCCUGGAUGCCAACACAACCACCACACUACUUGCAGGCACGUGUGAACUUGGAGUGUGGUGGCAGCCAGAGCGAGGUGGAUGUGGAGAGUAGCAGUGAUGGAGGAGCCUCCUGGACACCGCUGCACCGUCCCUGCCUACCAGGGGCCUGCACCGGCGCCCACUCAGCUCUCACCUCAGCCAUUGUGCCAGACAGUGUGGACAGGUGUGGUGAUGAACACUAUUCUGUGCUCUGUGCUUGUGUCUGCAGUGACAGUUCUUGCUGGGAAACUGAACUUUUUAAUAUCAGUUGUACACCCCGGAAUCCUCAAUUUCAAAUCAUGAUUAUCUCUUGGUCUUAUCGUCAUAUCCAGCUCGAGAAAGUCAUCUCUAGCAAUCUUGUCAAUCUCAUUUACACACUUGAACAGUUGAUAUGUCUUGACACCCAUGACAUCAUGGAUGAAGAAGCUGCCAAGUCCGUUCGUCAGGCUGAAGAACUUGGAGUACAGCAGUAUCAGUCCUUUGUUGAAGAGCGCCUCGUGAAUGGCAGCAAGCCUCUCAGUGACAGGAUCACGAAGAACAAACUCCAACUGUUCGGACAACCUCCAGCAAGAGGCAAGUCCCAGUCCACGUCCAAGUUACAGUCUCUUAAGAGUGACUGCUCACUAUUUUCGCGACUGUACAUUGCGUGUCAAUCACGAGACGGUGAUCUAAAUGAAUUCUUCAGACACGAAAAUCAGAGGUGCCCACCGUCUCUGUCUCAGGAUGGCAAGUUACGCCAGGGCAAGAAGUCAGAUCUUCUUGACUGCCUCACUAGCAGUGUUGAGUGUAGCAUUGAUGCUCCCGAUUCUGAUGCGAUCAUCCUCGAUGGUGCUGCGCUUGUGAACAUGCUGAAGCCAGUUGUUUGCACAACAUUCAAUGACUAUGCAGACAAAGUCUUCUUGCCUUACAUUGAAAAGCAGCUGGAGCGAGCAGACAGGGUGGAUAUAGUGUGGGACCAGUACCUUGAGAACAGCUUGAAGUCUGAAACCAGAAAGCGCCGCGGAAAGGGGAUCAGACGCCGGGUUCAAGGGAACAACAACUUACCUGGCAACUGGCAGCAGUUUCUGAGACUUGAUGCAAACAAGCAGGAACUGUUCACAUUCCUGGCUAGAUGCACAAUGAAAAUGCAGCACCGACCAGAUGGAAAGCAGCUUGUUGCCACCCUAGGUGAUGGUGUUCUUUGCAAUCCACCAGAUGAAAGCAUCACUGCAGCACUGAGCCCCUGUACUCAGGAAGAAGCCGACACAAGAAUGCUGCUGCACACUGCUGAUGCUGUCCGACAAGGAUGCCAGAAGAUUGUCCUGCGUACAGUUGAUACCGAUGUGGUGGUCCUGUCAGUCGCUGCAGUGCCAAGGCUACACUUAAAGCACCUGUGGAUUGCUUUUGGGACUGGCCAGAACUUCAAAUACAUACCUGCCGACGAAAUAGCAUCUCGCAUUGGUCCUGAAAGAGCCACUGCUCUACCUAUGUUCCAUGCUUACACAGGGUGUGAUGUCGUCUCAUCCUUCACCAGAAGAGGGAAGAAGCUAGCAUGGCAGACCUGGAAUGCCUUUGAUGAUGUAACAGCCACGUUUGGUCUCCUGUGCGAUGCUCCUGGAGAGAUAGAUGAUGAAGCUAUGACCAUGCUGGAGCACUUCACAGUCUUCCUGUAUGACCGCACCAGUGACCUGGACAGCAUUGACGAAGUGCGCCAGCAUCUCUUCACCAAGCGGGGCAUGCCAAUGGAAUCGCUGCCGCCAACGAGAGCUGCACUGGUGCAGCAUGCCAAGAGGGCAGUCUACCAGGCUGGCCACAUCUGGGGGCAUCUCCUCUCGAGAGCUGCUGUGCUGUGGCUGCAGAAAAGGUUGCAGAGGUCACUGCAAGUGCAACAAGGCGGCCUUGAGGUGUACUGCUCUCUGCCAGUGUGGAGGUGUGAGUACGGCUACAGCGGGGAGGCAUGUCAGCACCCUGAGCGAGCCAACCCAAUCUACGUCUCAGAGCCAUUUAACUCUGCCAUGUUCAAUAGUGCCAACUUGCUUGAGAUGACUGGAGGAACCAACAGCUUCAGAUGUGGUGUGGUGGGGACAGGCACUGCUGGUGUCUUCAGUGGUCGUGGGCGGAGGGCAGUCACCACCGUGGAUGUCAACACAACACAGGCACACUUUCUGCAAUUUCACUACUUAGCUGGAACCUUCAGUGAUGUGGGCAAGUGUCCUGGGCCAGUGGAAGAAGAGGAGAGUGUGUAUGUCCACUACUCCUGUGAUGGUGGUGUGUCAUGGCACCUCCUGCACACCCUACAUGCUGCCACACACAAGGAGCCCAGCCACUUGUCGCUGGACUUGCCAGGGGGAGCACGGGCACCCAGCUGCCGAUUCCAAGUGUGGCAAGAGCAGCACUCUGGUGCCGGCAGGGAUGUGUGGGCCAUUGAUGACCUCACCAUCACCUCUCAGAUCUACAACACCAUCCAGCUCGACUUUAGUGAUGUGGCAGCUGUCAACAAUUCACUGAGAUUCCACUUGGGCCAGCUGAGUGAGGACGUGUGUGGCCGAGAGUCAGCACUCAUGUUUGAUGACAUCAUUGCCAGCGACACUUCUCGGUUUGUGGAAACAAAAUCUCUCGGCAUUGGGCCCUCGUACAUGAUGCAGUUUGACUUGGUUAUUGCCUGUGGGAGCGAACCUCUGCAGGAUUCCCUAAACAAGGUUGUACUGGAGUAUUCCCUGAACCAUGGCAUCACCUGGAGUCUGGUGCACCGGCCCUGCACCCCUGCCCUGCCAGGCUGCAGUGCCUCAUACACCCAUGGCACAGUCUACCAUGCCUCAGAGUUCCCAAAUUGGAAGAGAGUGACACUCCGCCUACUACAACACACCUGGUCACCAACGACACGGCUGAGACUCAGGCAGACACAGGAGAAUGACAUUGGAGAGUCAUGGGCCGUGGACAACCUGUACAUUGGCCGCCAGUGUCCUGGGCUGUGUUCCGGCCAUGGCCACUGCACUGCUGUUGGUUGCAGGUGUGAUGACAACUUCCAUGGCCACAACUGCCUACCGCUGGACAAGCUGCACCACCAGCUGGACGCCACCUUUGACAAUGAGAAUGACGUGGUGAAGUAUGACCUACAGGUGACGGGAGGCAGUCUGGCGUCGCCGGGGGAUGGCUGUGGUGUGGUGCUGUCCAACAACAGCCUUUACUUUGGUGCUCCCGGCGUGCGGCAGCUGGAGACAGAUGACCUCAACGCUGCCCACCUGGAGGUCAUCACCCUGAUGCUGGUGAUCGGCAGCGGUUCAACCACCAGCUGUUUGCCUGCCCUCCACCAAGAAACGCCUGGUGCUGGCAGUGUCGUGUUGGAAUAUUCCAUCGAUGGUGGCCUGAGCUGGGCUCUGCUGCAGGAGCUGCUUCCUGCUGACCACCGCACUCCAAGACUGGUGAAUGUGAAGCUGGACACUAUGGAGCAUGGAGAGUCUGGCGUGGUGAGGUUCCGCUUGUGGCAGCCAACACACGAUGGGCAGAACCAGUGGGCGGUGGACAACCUGAGGGUGGCGCCUGAGCAGCUCCUCAGCACUCUGCAGGCUGACAUGUCUCCCAACUCCACCAUAGCUUCCCCAUGGCUCUUUGUGACCAGCAGCAGCUACAGCCACUACUGUGACAGUGACACAGAGGUGCAAGUGAUAGAUGGAGCUGAGAGAGUGCGGGAGGCAGUGACUCACCCACUCGUACUUUCUCCCAGUGAUGUCAUCACCUUCCAAAUCAGUGUGGGCUGCAAGGUAUCAUCUGUGGGUGACCAGCCAGUGUUGCUGCAGUAUUCCCAAGACAGUGGACACACUUGGCACCUGCUGCACCCUGGGUGUCCUGCUGCAGCUGUGCAUUGUGAAGGACCAUCUGAACCAAGUGUGUACCAUCCGGGCCAUCAUGGACCAUGGAGCCGUUUCCUCAUCCCUUUGGACCAUCGACUCUCACAAAGACAGAUACAGCUGAGGUGGCUGCAGAACAACCUCAGUGGCACAGCAGGCAAUGAGUUUGCACUGCGGGAUCUGUACAUCGGCCCACCUUGCCGCCACAACUGCCAUGGCCAUGGGUUGUGCACUGCUGCUGGCCACUGCAAGUGUGACCCAGGAUACAAGGGGACCUACUGUGGCAAGUUCCCCAACAAGCCAGUCCGUUGGAUGCAUGACAACUUUGAGGAGGGUGGUGUGUUGGAGCACUGGGCACGGGUGGAAGGGGCAGCAGUGGGGCAGGGCUGCGGCAUCCAGAAGAGAGGAAACACACUGCUCUUCUCAGGCCCGGGACACCGCAUGGCCACCACGCAGGAAAUAGACACCCGAGCCAUCAGAUAUCUGGUAUUCAACCUGCAAAUUGGGUCAUGGGAGGCACGGGGCCGCUGCCAGCAGGGCCAGGCACCUCGGGACAAUGUGGCAGUUGAAUUCUCUCCUGACAACGGCCAGACUUGGACAGCACUGCAGCACUUUGAACCAGCACACACCACCCUCAGGAAGGAACCAUUCUUUGUGCCGCUGCCCCCCAAGGCACGCACCAGACACACACGCUUCCGCUGGUGGCAAGCGGCAGGGGACGUGAUGUUAGAUGAGGCUUUCCCUGAGGAACGUGCUGAUUGGCAUCUGGAUAAUGUGAUGGUGCUGGCCAAUGAAACUCUGCCAUCUACGCUCCAACACAUGGCUGGUGAUGUCGACUCCUUGCCUAAUGUCUGGUUCCUGCAUGAGGGUGCCUCCUUCCAGCCAGCAUGUGACAGGAAUACCUCUGUCAUGCUCUUCUCAGGACCUACUGGCCCUAGAUAUGCAGAGACCUGGGAUGUGCAUGCUUCUGGGGCAACUGUAGUGCAGUUUGACAUUAAGAUGGGAUGUGGUGGAGGUGGGGGCAGCAGCAUGAGUAACACUCCCUCUGUGGUGGAGCUGCAAUACUCAAUUGAUAAUGGGAAGACCUGGCAGCUGGUGCAGGAAAUGUGUGCUCCUCCUGAUGUGGAGUGUGACACUUACCACUUGCCAUCCACUUACAGUGCUUCCAUCCAUCCAUCGUGGACGCGAGUCACCGCCACACUGCCAAAGCUGACUGCAGGAGAGCGAACAAGAAUACGCUUGGUGGAGGGUGGUGAUGCUGCUGCCGGGAGCCACAUGCCAUCCUGGGCCAUUGACAAACUGUAUAUGGGUGACUCCUGCCCCUGGAUGUGCUCUGGUCAUGGGUACUGUACUGAGGACCACUCCUGCAGGUGUGACGAUGGCUACUUUGAGCCGUUCUGUGUCCCAGCGGAGGCCUUGCCCUGUGAGCUGCUGGAUACUUUCAACAUUCCAGAGCUUCAUCCUGGUAACUGGAGGGAGGUUCAUGGAGCCGAGGUGUCGCAGCGAUGUGGUGUCCUUGUGUCUAAAUCAGCUCUUGUAUUCUUCAAGGACGGUCUGCGCCAGGCAUCCACUGUGGACCUCGACAUGACUGCUGGUCAGUUCGUACAGUUCACGCUCCAACUCGGUUGUGAUAAAAAGAAUGGUGGCAGAAGCAAACAGACCUCAGUCUCCAGUAAAGAGAAGCCAAGUGACAGGAAGACAAAACAUGCCAGGAACCACGGUCUGCUGGUGCAGUAUUCCACAGAUGGCAGCAUAACAUGGGGCCUUCUGAAGGAGAUACACUACCACCCUCAAGCAAAGCCCAUCUUCAUCUCCAUCAGCCUGAAAGACUUCCCACUUGCACUCACUAACGCCACAAGGUUCAGAGUGUGGCAGCCUCAUCACGGCGGUGUCUCACAGCACAUGUGGGCCCUAGACAACCUGUUUGUUGGAGGGCAGCCUGUCACUCCCAAUGUCCUCUAUGAUGACUUCAGUAGUGACUUCCCAGCCACUGAUGCCUGGGUGGACUGGCCAACAGGGGAAGUGGGCCACUUGUGUUCUGAGCCAGACUCUCCAAGAGGCCUGGUGUUUGGGUCAGGCGAGGGCCACCAUGCGCUCUACUCCCGAGACCUACAGGUGGACACCCACUCCGUGGUGCAAUUUGAUGUGCGAGUUGGGUGUGGGCACGUGACACAGCGAGAACAUGCAGUGCAACUGCAGUACAGCCAUGAUCUUGGCAUCACAUGGCACACCGUGCGGCCCACCUCCUCUCUGGAUGACCCCACUACAAACUGCUUGCAUGAACUACACACCCCCACUGUCUUCUACCCCAAUAGUGCUCUCAACUGGACCAGAGUUACUGUACCACUCUCUGACCUACAGAUCUGUGGGAAGAUGAGGUUCCGGUGGUGGCAAGGACAGUAUGGCUCUCGGGACUCCUCAGAACCCUGGGCUGUGGACAAUGUGUACAUCGGCCCGGCCUGCAUACAUCACUGUGGCGGACAUGGUUCCUGCAUCAACGGGGACAUGUGUGUGUGUGACGAGGGAUUCACUGGCCAAACAACCUGCACACUGGAAAAAGACAGACCGCACUCCCUGACUGAGGACUUCGAGGCUGGCUUGCCCCAGGAACACUUGUUGCGCUGGGCGGGUGCUGAGGUGCUGAGAUUCUGUGGGGUGCUGACAGGACAAGCAUUGGUGUUUUCCCAACAAGGCGAGAGGAUGCUGGUUACUACAGACCUUGAUUUGACUCAUGGCAGCGUGGUGCAGUUUUACAUUCGCUUUGGCUGCAUGGACAGUGACCCAUUCAGUGGCGAUGGCCCCGUGCUGCUGCAGCACUCCAGUGACGGUGGUAUCACCUGGGCACUCCUAGCUGAGCUGGUGCCAGACCCCUCUGAGCCACAGCGCACGCAGCACAUCACUCUUGCUCUGCCAGACUUUUCGAAGACCAACACCACUCGUCUGAGGUGGUGGCAGCCUUCCCAUGAUGGAUCUUUCAACUCCCAGUGGGCCCUCGACCAGAUCCAUGUGGGAAGCACAGCACAGGGACUGCCCGCCUUCCUUGACAUGGGCACUGGGAUUGGGUGGCUGCUGCGGCCUGGCUCGGUGGUGGAGCCUGUGUGUGGCCAUGUCCAACCCUUCCUCCACUUCACAGGUCGUGAUGGCUACAGACUGGCCGAGACACCAGACAUCGUGAUGACACAGAACACCUUCAUCCAGUUCACAGCACUGCUUGCCUGCAAGGAGCCGGCACCCUGCUUUGAGGUGGAGGUGGAGUACUCGGUGGACCAUGGUGCCUCCUGGUGGCCCCUGCGACCUGCCUGUCUUCCCAGUGACCCAGACUGUACAGAAUACUGGAUGUCCUCCUUCCUCACCUCAGAUCUCUUCAUUAGGCCGUCCCCUGUCACCAUGCUGGCUCCGGCACGGCUGAGGAGGGCUGAGAUUGGGCGGGUGCGGUGGGUGCAGCGAGCCGGAUGGCGGCAGCAGCACACAUGGAGCAUCUCUCAGGUGUAUGUGGGCAGUGAGUGUGUCCUGAAGUGUUCAGGAAGAGGCCUGUGUGAUGCUGGACUGUGCCAUUGCCAGAGGGGUUGGACAGGAGAGGAAUGCAAGGAGCCAGUCACUCCCCUGCCAACCUUCCUGGUGGCUGACUUUGAGAGUGACUCGUGGGUGUUGGACUGGCAGAAGGCAGUGGGUGGCCAGCCCAGUGACCAGUGUGGACCUGUAGCAUCUCACCAAGCUCUCCACUUCCAAGGGGGGUGCAGCAGAUAUCUGGAGACCAACGACUUGGAUCUGCGUGAUGCAUUCUUUGUCCAGUUUGACCUGAAGGCGGGUUGUGUGGAGAGUGUGGCAGGGCAGGGCGUGCUACUCCUUCAGGCCUCAUGUGAUGCUGGCAUUAGUUGGACCACUCUCAAGAAGCUUUGGCCACCACACCAGCAGUCUGUGUAUGUGUGGGUGGAGGUGCCAGAGAGGCUGCGGUGUCUUGGGGGACGUGUAAGGUGGUGGCAGCCUUAUGCCGGGGAUGCUCAGCACUUUGACUGGGCAGUGGAUGCGGUGGUGGUAGGCGGCAGUGUGAACCCACCUGACACUCUGACGUACACCCACCCUCACCACCUAGCACCACCGUUGUGGCUCCGACGAUACAAUGCAGAGCCAGACUUGUACUGUGAUCACCAGCUGCCUAUGUAUGUGAUGAGGUCCACACCUGCUGAGCCUGCUCUACUGCAGACCACAGACUUGCAGAUUGGAAAGAACCACGUCCUCAGCUUUCGUCUGGCACUAGGCUGCAAUGCCUCCUGGGACAACACAGUACCACCUGUCAGGCUAGAGUACUCACUGGACUUUGGACACAACUGGCAGCUGGUGCAGAUGCUGUGCCUGCCAGGGAACAAAAGCUGCAGCUAUGUGGAUGAUGCCUCAGUGUUCUAUGCACCACUUGCCUGGAGCAGACAUGUGUAUCCACUCAGCCACAUCAGUCCCUCAAAGUAUGUCAGGUUCCGAUGGAUACAGGAGCGUUCAUCAGAUGUAUCAGAGUGGCACAAUUGGUCUCUGAGGGACGUGUACAUAGGGCCAGCCUGUCUCAAACACUGCCUGGGCCGGGGCUCUUGCCUAGAGGGGCACUGUCACUGUGAUGCUGGUUAUGCAGGAGACCACUGCCAGCACCUCACCAUUGAUAAUGUACCAUACAUCCGUGAUCAAUUCUCUGUGGGAGUGUUCCUGCCCCACUUUGUGCAGGUGCAGGGAGGGCUGCUCUCCAGUGGCUGUGGCAACUUAGAAGAACCACCUGCUGCCACCUUCCAGGGUGCCAACACCCGCCUGCUGCUCACCCGCCCUGUUGACACUCGCAGUGCAAAGUUUGUGCAUUUCCUGCUGAACAUUGGCAGUCAGCAUGGCCAUGGUGUGUGCCAGCCAGCUUCCCACCGGCGACACAACGUGCUGCUCCAGUACUCUCUGGACGGAGGCAUCCAGUGGGAGCUGCUGCGUGAGCUGGACCAUGCUCUCUACACACGUCCUGGUAAAGAGUACAUCCACCUGCCACCACAAGCCAGGGGACCGGCCACCUCCUUCAGGUUCUGGCAGCCAAUGCAGGUGCUAACACCACCUGCCUGGUCCCUGGAUGAUCUUUUCAUUGGCGGCUCAGAGAUCAGCGCUGCAAAUCUCCUUGAUGAGUUGGAUGAAAGCAUCCAGGUAUCAGACUGGCUGUUUGCACCACUUAGCCACAGUGAGAGGAACUACUGCUCACGUGGCAACGACUCCUCCCUGGUGUGGGGCGCUGACUCUCCGGGCCAGCGGGAAAUCAUCACUCAGGAGCUGAUCAUCCAGGAGGGCCAUGUGGUUCACUUCAAGGUGUCAGUGGGGUGUGAGGAGGAGAGCCAGGACUGCGGCAACAGUAAUGGGGUGCGCCUGGAGUACAGCCUGGAGGGUGGCAUUCGGGGAUGGGAUCUGGUGAGGGAUCUGUGUCUGCCUGGCUCUACCCCAGACCCAGACUGCCACCCGUACACCUUCCACCCACAAUCUGUGUUCCGCACCGACACUCACGGUUCGUGGCAGCGCAUCACCAUCCCCCUGCCAGAGAAGACGUGGGCCAGCACCACACAGCUGCGGUGGGUGCAGGAGGCAGGCGGGCCAGGAGGAAGCAGGGUGACGCCAUGGUCCCUAGAUGAUGUGUAUGUAGGCACCCCGUGUCCAUCUCACUGCCAUGGCCGUGGAGACUGUGUGGGCGGUGUGUGUCGCUGUGACACUGGCUACUUUGGUGUGACGUGCGAGCCAAUCCCAUCCCGCAAGGCACCACUCCCCACCAGCCUUGUGGAAGGCUUUGAGGGUGGUGUGGGUGCCAACUGGGCCUCAGUGACAGGCGGUGGUGUGGGGUUGGGUUGCAGCUCCCUGGCACCAUAUGCUCAUGGCAAACAUCUUUACUUCUCUGGCUGUGGCACACGGCAGGCCCGCACUGUGGACCUUGACACACGUACUGCUAGCAAGCUCAUGUUUGUAUUGCGCAUUGGGAGCCACGACGGGAUGCCCUCAUGCCACGUGGAGCUGAAUGACCCACAGCGUGGCCUGGACAAAGGUGUCGUGCUGCAGUACUCGCCCGAUAAUGGCGUGUCCUGGACCACUAUCAAUGUGCAUGAUCCACUUGACUUCAAAAAGGCACGGCGGGUGGCAUACAGUCUGCCUCAGGAGGCACGAGUAUAUGGGCUACAACUGCGAUGGUGGCAGCCAGUACAUGAUGGUCCCAGCACUGACCAGUGGGCCCUUGAUAAUGUGGAAAUUGUAUUGGCUCAGCGGAGAGACACAAGCAGCUACGACGUUCAGACCCUGCAUGAUGCUGAGCUCUGAAGGACCCGCCCUGUGCUUCACCAUCAUCACUGCCCCAACACUGAACAUCUGAACUCUGUUCCACUCAUGUGAAGGAUUUCUCCCAGCACCACACUGCACACCAGCCACAACACAACCCAUGAUAAGCAGCAGGUCAUGUGUAGCCCCAUGGCAGUCAUUGUCAUUUGCUGACACUUGAAACCAUUGUUUACAAUAUGACCAAUUCUUCUGAAUCAUUGUCAUCACUCAAACUCACUUUGGGGACCAAUAAGAACUUUAAGAAAAUUUAGACAUUCUUUAGGAGCCAUUCCAGUGUCAGUGUUCUCUCUCUCUUUCUCUGGUGAAUGACUGAUCAGUCAUUGCAAGAAAGAUGAACUUUGGGUAAAGUCAUAUCAGGAUGAUAAAUCAGUCUUUUAUCUACAACUGCAAGUACAAUUGCUGCCUGUUUUCUUUAACUUUUCUGCCCUGUAUAAUGUUAAGCAAUAUAGACUUGACCUUAUUUCAUGCAUGUACUGAACAGCUGUGGUAGGUUUGACUCUCUUUCCAUGUUAAAGAUUGCAAAACAUGCUCAAGAAGAAAGCAUUCCUCACUCAAACAUCACAAAAUACCAAAGCACACCUCAGUGCUAGAGCAUGACUGGAUGCCUAAUCAUAAAGUUUAAGUCUAAGUUUGAUAAGUUCUUGAUACAUUCUUCUGCCCAGUUUACUUUGGGGACUGGUACCUCAGUCAUUCUUUUUUUAUUUAAAAUUCUGUUGGGAUGUGUCAGGCACUUUAGUUUAUGGAACAAUGCCCAGCUCUUUACUGGACUAAAUUCAUUGUCACAGGAGUGAUGUCAUCUGCAGAAUAAUAGAAGACCACUGGUGCUAUAGCCUACAAGGCAUGAAGAGUUUCAAUUAGAACAUGAAUUCACUCAGUGGUGAUGCCCAAGUCCAGAGAAGGAACUAUUUCACUGUGGCUGUCUGGGGACUGAAAAGGAAGGCCAGAUAAUUUAUUUAUGAAUUAUCAUCCAAAGGAAAGAAGAAAACCAAAAAGAACUGUAUGAUUAGAUGGGACAAUUUCUGUUGAUUAGAGUGAAAGCUUGAUUGGUAAACAGCAUUCCUCUUUUUAUCGACCUUGAUUGCACUGUUCCUGCUUUCCCCAUUCACUGUUUGUCAUGGGUCCUAUUUUGUGUGAUGUGCAUUUUCCUGUGGUUCUCUGUAUGGGACAUCCAGGUCAUCAGGUUACCUCAGAGUGCAUGGAAUGUGUAUAGUCCUGUGGAAUGCAUGGCCAAGUACAAAUUUUUCUUGCAAUAUUUCAUUCCAAAUGUAAGAUGAUCAUAAUCUAUGUACUUAAAUUGAAGUAGACAUAUGAACUUUCAAUAUUAUUUUGUAAUAUAUUCUUGUACAGACUCCAAGAUCCCUUAAUUAAUUUGAUAUGUACUUUUCAGUUCCAUUUUGUGGCUUUUGUUCAUACAACACUAGUUUUUAGCUCUAUUAAAGCUGGAUAUUGUACACAUGCAUGUGAAUGGUAAAUGGUGAAAGUCUUCAUACUUACAACAGUCACUGCUGCAGACUGAACACUGGAUCUCACUCUUAAGGCGGGUUCACACCAGCUGAUACUACUCUAGAUAUAGAAUGCCACAUCCAGUCACUAGUGAUGCUUGCAAUGCAAGUAUUUAAUGAAAUACUAUGCUAUACAUCUUCUCUUUCAAGAGGAAUGGUGCAGUGCCAAGUGAUGGCAUGGCCUUGUUGCUCAGAGUGAUUCACAUGUUACUCAGCCCAGAUAUAUUUGAAAAAAUCGCUGAGCUGGUGACAGCCAAGACAUGGAAGUGAACAUCACACACAUGGUAAGCAUGUCAUCACAGACGGUGUAAACUCACCUCUACUUAUGAGUGAGUCUGAUUUCAACAUCCAAGGGAGCUAUGAUGAAAGUCAAGCAGACAUCACAACACCUUAAAGUUGAUGAUCAAAUUUUAAAAUGUCACUUUGACCUUAGUGACCUUAUACCAAUCAGUCAUUAUUCAAUCAGCUUAAUUAAUAUUAAAAAAUACUUCCAAGGGCUCUAGUGCACAUAUUUGUAUAUUAUAUCUGAAUUAAAAAGUCACAUCUUUAGUUUCUUUGUGAAUUCUCUAGUACUUUACUUUAUUGUACAGUACUUUGUCCUCGGUGACUCAUAUAUACUACCUAAAAGCAUACUCUUUCACAUUUGUUGUAGCCGUGUCAGCGUCUUAGUUCCCUUGUGUUAAAACCGUCAGGAUCGUUAAAAAACAUAUCGUCACUCUGCUUGACGCUCAUCUUACCAUUGCUGCCUCAUGCAAACAUGGUGUAAAGUUUUCUUGCCCACAAAAUCUUAUAGAAAUGAUGGCAGUAAUACAAGUGAUAUUGAUAACAGACAUUAUAAUGUGGCAGUGAUAGCAACAUACACAAACAGCAACAUUAAAUCUUAUAAUUAUUUAUAUAUGUGUGAGUGUGUAGUGCCUUGUCUGGGCCACUCUGUGUAGGAUUGCUAACCUGGUUUACAGAUAGGACUAGUAUGUCCUAUUUUUUUCCACAUCUAUGAAAGCUUUAAAGGAGAAAAUGAGAACACAGGCCAGCUCAUCGGUAUUCUAGCUUUGUAACUAAUGAAAGCUUUAUAAUGUGUUUUGUGUUUUUUAAUCUUUGCAGAGGUAACUCAAAAACCUGCUCUGUGAAAAUGUGCCUAAAGCAACAUUUGUAUUAUUAUUUAGCAAUAACAAGAUUAGUUACCAUGUGAGCUUUGUUGAGAGACCUUUUUGCUGACUUGAAGCUGCUGACCCUCUGUGACAAUAAAGAAAAGGAAGGAAACUAAUGCAAAUGGCAGUCUUUUGAAGAACUGUGUGACUGAUAUCAGCAAAAAAAAAAGGACAAUCCCAGUGUACAAAUACAUAGGUAUAUGAUAAGUAACCAUAUGAUGUUCAUGUACAACAUAUGUGGUUUUGGUAACCAUUUUCUUCAAACAGGAAUUCUCGUUUUUCUAUACCAUAUGGGGCCUUCACAGGAAUUUACUGGCUAUUGGAGACAUCCUAUCUGAAAGCCCACCUGUUAGGGAACCAUUACCCUGAGUAAGGGUAAUGGUCCACACUUGGACUGUGGCGAGGAUUCAAACCUGUAUGCUUGGAGACCUCUCGGGCCCCAAAGCGUGUGUGGUUCCACUGUAUUUGGCAGGAGUGAAGAAGUGUGCUGGAUGAGAAUGAGAGAUGGAAUGAGGGUGAAUGUAUUUUUAAAAAGUAAGUUGUUUGAAGCUAUUAUCUAUUUUAUUUAUCUUUUUAUAUGCACCUAGGAUCACAUACUGCUGUAGAGGAUGGCCCAUUAGUAAAGAGGAAGGUUAAAAUCAAUUAAAUAAGGAAGUAAUGGAGAAAUGAGGUGCAAAAAAUAUCUAAUUUUGAAAUAGAAUUAGUCUAUUAACCAAAGCAAUGAAUAUCUUGAUGGUUUGGGCAUUCAGAGAGAACUAAAGAGGAUGUAUUGAGAAAAGAGAUAGCUGGAUUUAAUGUUAAGGGGUAUAAAGCUAAAGGAAGACCACAGAUAAGAUGGAUGGGUGAUUCCAAGACUGUUAGGAUGUGAAAGGUAAUGUGCAACAGGGAUGAAUGAGAACAGAUAUGAAUUCAUUAAUGAUGAUACAUUGCUGAGACCCUCAAUAAGACAUUCUACAAUGUCUGCUUUAGCUAGGUGGUCAGGUCGGAUAGAGGGAAGGAAUGGGUCUAUCAUGACAUCACAAUGCUAAAUUAACUUUGUUAAACUCUAUCCUCAUGCAGUGUGGGCAUUGUAAAUUGCUGCUUUCUUCCCCUAGGAACUUAAAGGAUAAAAUAUUAGAGUGGUUGUGAAAAGAAUAUCAUUGUUUGUCUUUUCAAUUAAACAUUUUUAAAAGGUUGUGUCAGUCUGAUUUAUAAAAGUAUCACAAAUCAUAAGGCAUAGGGAAUAAAGACACUUUUCAGGAAGAACUUGUUAUAUUUUCUAUAAGUUUUUAAACUAAAUGUCACCUACAAAUAUACUACACAAAUUCUAACACAUACUCCAAUGCCGAAGGCACUAAAUCUUGCACCUGCCUGAGAUUAAUGUAGCAUAUCUAGUAAUUAAUUUUCAAGUACAGUAAACCGUGAUCACAUAUAUAUGGACGUACUAUGUACACCGGGAAUGGUCAUUAUCCUAUACUCAGCAGCUUGACGAGGUAAAACAAGGCUGUUGUGCAUAAAAGUUUAGUGCAAAUAUACUGAUGACUGGAUUUUGAUAAAAGAAAAAAAAAAAAGUGUAGCUAAUUCAAUUUAAUGCUUAAUUAUUUCAAAGAAAACCUGCAAUGUAUUAUAACUUUAGUAUUAUGAAUUAUGAUUCUUUGAUAACAAGUAACUAAAGGAAUGUUAGAAAUAAGAUGAAAUUAUUCACCGAGGUGGGAAACUACAACAACGUGGCUCAGGUGGAGGUUACACAAGAGAAGUGUCCCUCUCACCCAGGAACUGCACUAACCAGAAUUAAAAAUGCAACCUUCAAAUGCUCCACCACAGACUAACUUGGGCCCCAGAAAGGAAUGAUAAGCUCCAACACUUUGUGACCUGGAAACAAAAAUAGGGUUGAACUUCAUUGUGCAUUUAUCCUGAUAUCUUUCUCAGUGAAAAUGGUUUUGCACUGCAUAACUGUCUUAUUAUGCAGCAGACUUUACAAUAUUGGCAUGCAGGCCAUCUAGUGUUGGAACUUGCAAUUAUUCUUAUUUAUGAAAAUAAAAUGUUUGCCUCCAUAUUGACAGCAGAUCUGGAUGAAUUUCAUGUAGAUGUACAUCUUCUUCAAAGGCCGGGUAAUACUAAUGCAUCAGGAAUGAAAGAAAUUAAUAAAUAAAUAAAUUAAAAGUAAUAUGAGCAAAGGUUGUAACAAAAGUUGCAAUAUGCUUCAUAUAGCAUAAAGCAAUAUUCAUGAAUACAUUUAUAACAUUUCUGUUCUUUGUGAGUGAUAUGUUAUACAUUACAAUAACAAAUGCUGCAAUCCAUGUAAUUUAUAAACAACUUUGUGUUGAGAGAAUAAAAAACAAUUUAGUUUCUAUGUGAGGUAGACACACUGCAAAAAAGGAGCCAUUUAUAAAACUGAAUAAGUAAUAA